GAUUUCUUCAAUCAGUUGCGAAUUUACGACGGUUAAAUUUUAGAACCAAAUUAAACCCUGGGCUUAAAAAAUGCAUGCGCAAAAAACGAAUUAAAUAUUUUUUUUUAAAUUCUCGAUCUGCAAAUUUCUGAGCUCCGAUCCUUCGUCAAUGGCCGCUCCUUUCUUUUCAACGCCUUUUCAACCUUUUGUUUAUCAGAGCCCACAAGAUGCUGUGACACCUUUUCAGAUCUUGGGUGGGGAAGCUCAAAUAGUUCAGAUAAUGUUGAAACCACAAGAAAAGAUUAUAGCAAAGCCUGGCUCGAUGUGCUACAUGUCUGGGUCUGUACAAAUGGAAAAUGUUUAUGUGCCUGAAAAUGAAGCGGGUGUACUGCAGUGGCUUCUUGGAAAGAGUGUUACUAGCAUAGUUCUUCAUAAUACUGGUUCAACUGAUGGGUUUGUGGGAAUCGCUGCACCUACUCUAGCCAGAAUUCUCCCGAUUGAUUUGGCACUAUUUGGUGGUGAUAUGCUGUGCCAGCCGGAUGCAUUUCUUUGCUCAAUUAAUGAUGUCAAAGUCAAUAAUACACUCGAUCAGAGGGCACGCAAUGUCAUUACCACAGCUGAGGGAUUUUUGAGGCAGAAAAUAUCUGGUCAAGGGCUUGCAUUUAUAGUUGGCGGUGGUUCUGUUGUGCAGAAAAAUCUCGAGGUGGGUGAAGUACUAGCGGUUGAUGUCGCUAGCAUAGUUGCAGUGUCGGCAUCAGUAAAUGUACAAAUCAAGUAUAACGGUCCUAUGAGAAGGGUGGUUUUUGGGGGUGACAAUAUGGUCACUGCAGUUGUAACUGGUCCUGGCAUUGUCUUCAUCCAGAGCAUGCCCUUUCAACGGCUUUCUCAGCGUAUUGCUCGGGCCGUAACAUCUCCGAACAUGAGGGACAAUCCCAAGUUCUUCUUCCAGAUAGCCAUCUUUUUCUUUCUAGCAUAUGUUGUCGUUGUAUCCUCUCUAAUCUUGACCGACAUAUGAUUUUCACUUCACGGAUUUCUCUCUUUAGGUUAUGUGUUAUUUAUUAUAAAUUAAAGAUCUAUGGAAUAGAGAUUUAUAGGGUGGUUUUUUUGGCUUUUCUUUUUGUUUUUUGGGCGGAGGUUUGGAUGGAGUUGUGUAUGAAUGAUGAUGGAAAAUGUAAAGAGCAUUACAUGUAAUUUAACUAUAUUUAGUGUUGUCCCCCAAAGCCUA
Messenger RNA from Erythranthe guttata (spotted monkey flower), 1204 nucleotides. RefSeq lists its product as hypothetical. NCBI's taxonomy places the organism in Eukaryota, Viridiplantae, Streptophyta, Magnoliopsida, Lamiales, Phrymaceae. The record is from RefSeq and is a predicted model, not a curated record.